This is a messenger RNA of Vicia faba (fava bean), 696 nucleotides long. The record is from the annotation of a GenBank genome assembly. Lineage: Eukaryota; Viridiplantae; Streptophyta; Magnoliopsida; Fabales; Fabaceae.
AUGGCAUCUUCAAAUUCACCAUGUGCAGCAUGCAAGUUUCUACGCCGCAAAUGCCAACCAGAAUGUGCAUUUGCACCUUAUUUCCCACCUGAUCAGCCACAAAAAUUUGCGAAUGUUCAUAGAAUUUUUGGGGCAAGUAAUGUUACAAAGCUUCUCAAUGAUUUACACCCUCACCAACGUGAAGACGCUGUUAAUUCUCUUGCUUAUGAAGCUGAAAUGCGACUUCGUGAUCCUGUUUACGGUUGCGUAGGUGUAAUUUCUCUCCUUCAACACCAACUUCGGCAGCUUCAGAUGGAUCUUUAUUGCGCGAAAUCAGAACUCUCUCGUUACCAGAGUUUAAGCAUCGCAGCGGCCAAUACAGGUCUCUUAACUAGUGAAUCUGUUACGGCCGCUGCGACUAAUUACCACCACCAUACACAGAACAACACUGCUAGUGGUGGUGGUAAUAACAAUAACGGUAUCACCUGUGAUAAUAACCAUCAUUAUCAUCUUCAACACCAUCACUUUUUUCCUAGAGAUCAACAUCAACAGCAUAAUUUGGUGGUUAGAAACUUUGAUGCUGGAAUUGGAAACAACUAUGAUGCUAGUCUUUUGGCUAUGAAUAUAUCUGCUAGCUUAGGGCAGAUCAAUCAGCUUCAACAUCACAGUGCCGCCGGUGGUGGUGGUGAUGACCGCCGUACUGUUAACCGCUCCUAG